AUGGUUUCCCACUGGCGUCAAUCGUUUAUUGAUGGACGAAAAUCGUUACACGAUGAACAACGAAAUGGCCGCCCGUCCACUUCCCGCGCUUCGACUGUUGUUGAAGAUGUCCGCAAGGUCAUUGACACCGACCGGCGCUUGACAUGGGAUGAAAUCAUUACACAGCUUCCUCCAAAUGUUGAAAUUAGUCGUGCGUCGCUUCACAGAAUCAUUUUGAACGAUCUCAGUUUGUCAAAAGUCUGUGCAAGAUGGGUGCCACGCCUCCUUUCAGAAAGGCAUAAGGAGCAGAGGGUUGAUGCUGCUCUCCAGUUCCAACAAUUUUUUGAUGAUGAGGGAGAUGGCCUAUUCAACAGGAUAGUAACCGGGGACGAGACUUGGGUGCACAUUUGUACGCCCGAAAGCAAGCGGCAGAGCAUGGUGUGGAAGAGAAAGGACGAGCCUACUCCAAAAAAGGCAAAAGUCGUCGAAUCAGCUGGCAAGGUCAUGGCAACGGUCUUUUGGGACUCUAAGGGAGCAUUGUUGAUUGAUUACCUGCCAAGGGGGGGAAACAAACACAGCUGA
Messenger RNA from Macrosteles quadrilineatus (aster leafhopper), 561 nucleotides. Its product is annotated as histone-lysine N-methyltransferase SETMAR-like. NCBI's taxonomy places the organism in Eukaryota, Metazoa, Arthropoda, Insecta, Hemiptera, Cicadellidae. The transcript has a single exon. The record is from RefSeq and is a predicted model, not a curated record. The coding region runs from base 1 to 561 and encodes 186 amino acids. Gene Ontology annotation, molecular function: nucleic acid binding.